AAUAUUGAGAUAUAGGAGCGAUAAGAUAUAUAAUGCAUACAAUAUGCAUAUAUAACUUGAAAAUAUCUAGGUUCUGCAGUUGCCCAGCAUAUCCGUAACACGUUACGCUGGAGAGAAUACGACGUCUAUGUCAUUUAACUUUCUUGUAACGCUUCGGCGCAUUAUGUUCAUUCGUUGUAUGCUAGUUGAGUUCAGUUCGUGAUAAGGGUCGAUCGUACGUUUCAUUUAUCGUAUUGCGCGGCUAGAAAAUAAGCACAUUCAAUAUGCCUAACAUCAAGAAUAGCGUCAAGGAUGCUUCAUAUUCUGUGGACAUAGGAGAAAUGCGAAUUAAAUAUAAGGAUAAGAGCGACACAUUUACUGAAGAUCAUCUCGAAAGCAAACAACCAUUUGGACAAUUCAAAGCAUGGUUUGAAAUCGCAUGCAACACUCCAGGAAUUUUGGAACCAAAUGCAAUGUUCCUUGCUACGGCUACCAAAUCCGGUAUACCAUCUGUGAGGCCAGUAUUAUUAAAAGGGUACGGUUCGGAGGGUUUUAAAUUUUAUACAAAUUACGAUAGUCGAAAAGCUGGUGAACUUGAUGAAAAUCCAAAUGCAGCUCUCACCUUUUAUUGGGAAGCGCUUAAACGUACCGUGCGAAUCGAAGGUACUGCCGAAAGAACAUCAUCGACCGAUUCUGAUUGUUACUUUAAUAGUAGACCAUAUCCUAGUCAAAUAGGAUCAAUGGCAAGUAAGCAAAGUAGCGUUAUUGCUGGUCGUGAAACACUUAUGGUCAAAGAAAAAGAGUUGCUGGAACAAUUUCCAGAAGGAAGCGUAAAAAGGCCGCCAAAUUGGGGUGGUUAUAUCGUUAUUCCAAAAAGCGUUGAAUUCUGGCAAGGCCAGAGUGAUCGUCUACACGAUAGGAUUCGCUUCAGAAGACGAAAACCUGGUGAGAAACCUGACAAUAUCCUUGUCCAUGAAGGAGAUGACGGUUGGGUUUAUGAAAGACUAUCGCCAUAAAAAAUAUUUAAAAAAUAUCCUAGCAUUUACGCAGGAGUCGAUAGUAUAUUUCUGUAUAUUUUGCAUCGGAGAAUAAUAAGGUUCUAGGUAAUAGAUAAAAAUUGCAGGCUGAAACAGUGGAUUCAGGUUGUGUCUUUCCGCGUUAGCUUUAAUAUUGCACGCUGUACGCCUGAAAUAUUGUUAAUAAUAUCCGAUAUAUUCAAAAUA
Cephus cinctus (wheat stem sawfly) is the source of this 1202-nucleotide messenger RNA. RefSeq names its product pyridoxine-5'-phosphate oxidase. Gene Ontology annotation, molecular function: FMN binding; pyridoxamine phosphate oxidase activity. The record is from RefSeq and is a predicted model, not a curated record. NCBI's taxonomy places the organism in Eukaryota, Metazoa, Arthropoda, Insecta, Hymenoptera, Cephidae. The coding region runs from base 264 to 995 and encodes 243 amino acids. Gene Ontology annotation, biological process: pyridoxal 5'-phosphate biosynthetic process; pyridoxine biosynthetic process. The transcript has 6 exons.